CUUGCCGGUGACGGAGCGGGUUUUUCCAACAGCUUCUCUUUCAAUUUUAAGUCUUUAAUCCUUACCUGUUGGAGGAUUAACGUAUCUGUUGUUUCUUCUGCUGGUGUUCUCGGCGAUCGAUGGUUCCAUUGAAGAAGAAAUUGUGGUAAACUUCCUAUAUCAGCUCCCUAAUCGACUAGAGAGGCCUCGAAUCUUUGUGAAGAUGGCAAUUGUCUACGCAGUUGUUGCCAGGGGAACAGUCGUGCUUGCGGAGUUCAGCGCCGUAUCGGGCAACACAGGCGCCGUUGCUCGAAGGAUCUUGGAGAAAUUACCGUCCGAAGCUGAUUCAAGGCUAUGUUUCUCGCAAGAUCGAUAUAUAUUCCACAUACUCAGAUCUGAUGGAGUUACCUUUCUCUGCAUGGCGAAUGACACCUUCGGAAGGCGAAUCCCUUUUUCAUACUUGGAGGAUAUCCAUAUGAGAUUCAUGAAAAACUAUGGCAGAGUAGCUCACUAUGCCCCAGCUUAUGCAAUGAAUGAUGAAUUUUCAAGGGUCCUACAUCAGCAGAUGGAAUUCUUCUCCAGUAAUCCGAGUGCAGACACUCUCAACCGAGUAAGAGGCGAAGUUGGUGAGAUACGCACAAUAAUGGUGGAGAAUAUUGACAAAAUACUAGAGAGAGGUGACCGGAUUGAACUUCUUGUGGACAAAACUGCAACAAUGCAGGACAGUGCCUUCCACUUCAAAAAGCAAUCGAGGCGCCUUCGUCAAUCUCUUUGGAUGAAGAAUGCUAAGUUAUUGGCCAUGCUGACCUGCUUGAUAGUAGUGUUGCUGUACAUUAUAAUAGCUGCUUGUUGUGGAGGCAUAACUCUUCCUUCAUGCCGAUCUUGAUAUGUGGCUUGACUGGUAUCCAAGUUCUACUGAGGUAUGCAGUGGCUGCAUUUUAGAAUGUUGCUCACCUCUCUAUACUAGAGUGAGGCUCUGUAUGCUCGGAAUGUCUAAAUAUGUUUGCAAAUGCUGAUUUACUGCAUCUACAAGGGUCCCCAAAAAUAAUGCUGCCAAUCAUCCCUGCAGAAGCUCCAAAUAUUCUUUUUGGCGAACUGUGGUGUGAUAUCCUUCCUGUCAUUCUAUUUCAUUUCUUGUUGCAGAGUCUGUCUAUUGUCUACUGUAAAUUUAUGAAUUUUCUGUAUAUUAUUUUUAAUAUCUAUUGUAAAAGCUUAGACUCUGCCAAUAUUAGUUUUGAUUGCCAUUUGUGUAGGAGAGUUGCUUUUUCUGUUUCGAGUCAGCUUUAUUAUAAAAAUUGAAAAUUUUGCCCCUCUCUCU
This is a messenger RNA of Telopea speciosissima, 1297 nucleotides long. Its product is annotated as vesicle-associated membrane protein 714. Gene Ontology annotation, cellular component: membrane. Gene Ontology annotation, biological process: vesicle-mediated transport. The transcript is spliced from 4 exons. The coding region runs from base 203 to 865 and encodes 220 amino acids. NCBI's taxonomy places the organism in Eukaryota, Viridiplantae, Streptophyta, Magnoliopsida, Proteales, Proteaceae. The record is from RefSeq and is a predicted model, not a curated record.